UAUCAUCACAAUGGAGCGUAAACAUAUCUAUGUACUCACCCUAUUUUUGGGUCUUUUGAUUUUUAAAUUGAACAUUUUCAUCGUUACCGGCGAUCAGGAUGAGGACAUUCCACAUAACGAAGUCCGAAAUUGGGCCUUAAAGUUUGGCGUGGAUUUAUGGGAAUUUGGAAGACAAUUUACAAAAAUGAAUGAAAUAAAAAGUCGCUUCAAAGAUAACGACAUCGAAGUCAAGCGAAAGGAUGGUAUCAUACUUUUACGUGAAUUGGCAGCAGAGGUGAAAAAUUUCAUGGACUUUAAGCGCAAUGCAGUGAUGCGUAUUAUGGAUUCCGCAGAGCAGGCAGCACUUUCCGAACUCGAUGCUCAGGGUUCACAUUCUGGUUCAUCGAAUAAUCAACACUACGAUGCCCGACGCAUUAACGAAUACAAUGCCGAUGGUAAAUUAGCCGAUGGUGCUCGUCAUAUGGAUAUUCGUUUUAUGCGGCGUUUUGAACGACUACCCGUCAAUCUCAGUCUAAGUUCGAUUCUGGUGCCGAAUGGCGUCUCUCUCGAUGAUGGAGAUGUUAAGGCAGCGCUUCAGUGGAGUGCUCAUUUGGAUCCACUAUUCCAGAACAACUUGGAGCGAGAUCCGGCAUUGUCGUGGCAAUAUUUUGGCUCAACAACUGGAUUUUUGCGUCGAUUCCCUGGCACGGCAUGGCCACCCGAGGGUUCGAAGGGCAGUAAACAGAUACAUGAUUUUCGUACACAUAAUUGGUUUGUGCAGGCGGCCUCAUCGCCCAAGGAUAUAAUGAUUCUGCUGGAUUCUUCAUCUAAAAUGUCGGAGAAAUCAUUCGAUUUGGCCAUGGAAACAUCAUUUAAUAUUCUCGACACCUUGGGUGAAAAUGACUAUGUGAGUUUGGUUACCCUAACCGAUACACCGAAAUCGCCAGUGCCCUGUUUCAAAGACCGUAUGGUUAGGGCCACGCCUGAUAAUAUUUUGGAAAUCAAAUCGGCCGUAAAAGCAGUCAAACUCUCAAGUACAGUUAAUUUUACAGCUGGUCUGGAAUAUGCCUUCAGUCUGUUGCAUAAGUACAAUCAAUCUGGAGAAGGUAGUCAGUGCAAUCAAGCCAUUAUGUUAAUCACGGAAAGUUCCUCGGAAUCUCACAAGGAGAUUAUCAAACAAUACAAUUGGCCUCAUAUGCCGGUACGCAUUUUCACCUAUUUGAUUGGUUCGGAUUCGGGCAGUCGCAGCAAUCUACACGAAAUGGCAUGCUCGAAUAAAGGAUUUUUCGUACAAAUCAACGACAUGGACGACGCGCGUCGCAAAGUCAUCGAUUAUGCCCUGGUUAUGGCCCGACCCAUGAUCAUGUAUCAGGCCGAUCAUCCGGUCCACUGGAGUCCCGUUUUUGUUGCCGGUAAAUCUGGUGGUUUGGCACGCGAUUCCGAAUACCAGCGACGUUUGGUAACGACAGUUUCAACUCCGGUCUUCGAUAGACGCAACCAUUCGGUACGUGUGGCAAAUCUGUUGGGCGUCGUCGGUACUGAUGUUCCCAUCGAGGAGAUUCGUAAAAUGAUACCACAACAUAAAUUGGGACCGAAUGGGUAUUCGUUUAUCGUUGAUAACAAUGGUCGUGUACUGUAUCAUCCUGAUUUACGUCCGAUGAGCGAUGGCAAUCAGUAUAUUGAUCAAUUGAGGCCACGGUAUACGUCAGUCGAUAUCACGGAGUUGGAAUUGCCGGAAACCGAAAUUGGCAAUGAUCACGAGACGGUGGAGAUGAAUAAAAAUCUGUUAUAUGAUAUGCGUAGUGAUAUGAUUAUGCCCAAGGAGGGCGAAACAGAAUUUACAAUUUUGAGUCACUACGACGAUAUGAAACGUGUCUAUGCCAGAAGGCAAAAAUAUUUCUAUGGUCCCAUUGAGGAUACACCAUUUACGCUCGCUGUUGUUUUACCCGAAAAGUAUGGAACCCAUGAGUUGCUCUCCGAACAAGAAAUACGUCAUUCACGAAAAAAUGUUACGGAUUAUUUUAAAGGUGACAAUUGGCGUGUCCAUCCCGAUUGGGUAUAUUGUGAAUACAACAGCGUUAGCGAUUUGGAAAAGGAACGUGAAAGUUCGGGUGAAUAUAGCAAUUCUAGGGAUCAAGAACCUAGUUUUGCUUCGCCCGAAGAACAGGUGUUGCAUUUCUUGGCUAGAGCUGGAAGACCUGGUUGGAAAUGGAUGUCGGUAAGGCCCAAAUCGCCACAACCACAUCACAAUUUACACGGUGCGACACCUGUGGGCCAUUUUGCCCAACACUGGACUGUUCAAGGUUCUCGCAAAGCUGAACCCUAUUAUUGCGAUCGAACCUUGUUACAGAGCUUAGUACGAGAUGCUAUGGUCACAGACGGUUUGGAUCGUAAUACAACUACCAAUGGCAAAGAAGAUAAAAAUCCAAUUGCCACAUUGAUGGCAAUUUUAAAAAGACAAGGCUAUCAAAAGUUUGUGGUUACCACUUCAUUUGUUGCAACACGUUCCGGCCUUUUGAGGUGGAUCGAUCACAUUAAACCAGCAGAUGAUUCACCUGAUCCACACUUCAGCGAAGAAAAUGCCCGAGCCAUGGAUAUGUCUUGGUAUAAACGAGCAGUAGAUCAACAUAGCGUCGAACAGGAUAGUUUUGUAUACAGUGUACCAUUCGGUUCGGGAUAUAAUGGUAAAACGAAUGGUACAUUAGUGACAGCUUCACAUUCCAUAUUUGUGGAACAUCGUGGCCAUAAGGCACCAGCAGCUGUAGUGGGUUUACAAUUUCAACACGAUUCAUUGGCCAAACAUUUUAUAAAUAUCACCUCAGCUUGUACUGGAAUGACAGGCUGUAAACGUACCUGUGCAUCGGAUAAUUUAGACUGUUAUGUAUUGGAUAAUAAUGGGUUUGUUAUUAUAUCCGAAGAAUCAGAACAUACGGGUAAAUUCUUCGGACAAAUCGAUGGUACUAUAAUGGAUUCCCUGGUGCAAGACCGCAUAUAUAAACGCGUAACAGUAAAUGACUAUCAAGGUGUCUGUUCGAAUUCCGAUAAUCCAUAUACAGCUUGUGGAAUUCGUGCCAAACCCCACUAUGUUGCUUCGUGGUUCUUUAAGUAUCUACUAUCGCUGAGUGCCACUUGGUUGUCACUGUUGCCCACACCGCUUAAGGCAUGGCCCCAUGAUGAUUAUGUUUACAAUGAAGAGAAUUUUGAAGAGCCAACCUAUACCGAUGAUUAUGAAACAUUCGAAGAGGAUUAUAUAUCACCCGUUGACGAAGAAAUGGAUGAACUUUUUACCACCGCUGAUGUAGAAUAUACCACACCAACACCAAAACAACAUAAACCUCACGUUGGACCACGUUCAAAUCCAGAUCCUUCCAAUGCUCGCCGUUGCGACUUACGUACAGACUUAUAUAUGCUCCAGCCCGAAAGAUUAAAUCAAGGGGGCCAAAAUAAUCCCUUAAAGGGUAAACUGACAAAUUGCCACGUAUCGGGCUGCGAACGUCCAUUUAGUGUUCAGAAAAUUCCACACAGUAAUCUUAUUUUAUUAGUUGUUGAUACAUUGUGUCCAUGUGGCUCCAAGCAACUGGACAUAGAGCCGAUGGAAGAGUCCGGCAUUGUUGGAGCCUGCAGUACCCGCCGCCAAUCACAGGAAACACAAAAACGACGACGACCCAAAAAAUGUAUAAACUAUCAUCCGGAAGAAAUCGAAAUACAACAGUGUGGUCGUGGUGCACAUCUUCUGCAGAAGCCCGUCUCCCUUGUUAUCGCCCACAUUGUCAUGAUUCUUGUCAGUGUACUGUUAACAAAUGCGUGAUACUA
Musca vetustissima is the source of this 3792-nucleotide messenger RNA. It is a transcript of the gene stol, whose product is annotated as voltage-dependent calcium channel subunit alpha-2/delta-4. The record is from RefSeq and is a predicted model, not a curated record. Bases 11 to 3787 code for a protein of 1258 amino acids. Gene Ontology annotation, cellular component: voltage-gated calcium channel complex. The transcript is spliced from 17 exons. Gene Ontology annotation, molecular function: voltage-gated calcium channel activity. NCBI's taxonomy places the organism in Eukaryota, Metazoa, Arthropoda, Insecta, Diptera, Muscidae.